Molecule: messenger RNA, 2425 nt
Organism: Taeniopygia guttata (zebra finch)
Lineage: Eukaryota; Metazoa; Chordata; Aves; Passeriformes; Estrildidae
Gene: DNAI4
Product: dynein axonemal intermediate chain 4
Biological process (GO): cilium movement
Cellular component (GO): axonemal dynein complex
Molecular function (GO): dynein heavy chain binding; dynein light chain binding
Source: RefSeq, a predicted model, not a curated record
CCCCUCCCCACACCCUCCGGCCCGCUGCCGCCGUACUCACGCGGGGAGCCGCAGAGGCGCGGCGGGUGUCUCCUCAACGGGGGCUCUUGCUGGGCGUGAGGCUCCUGGGUGACACAAGAACAGCUCCAGGUCACACACACCACCCCAAACACCGCCCCGCAAAAGCAGCACGGAGAUGUACAAGCAGCGGGCGGGGCCGGGAGCCACCAAAGCCCCGAGUUCCCGGAGAACUUCCACGGCUUCCUCAGUUUCCCAGGGAAAAGGCAGCGGGAGCGGGGCCCUGGUGGGCAGCCAGGGAGCUCUGCAGAUUUUUGACGAUGAAGGGAAGAAUGUGACACCCCGUCCCCUCUUCCAGCCAGACCCAAACGCUGCUGUACCCAGGACACAUGGAAGCGACACAUCAACAACCACGUCUGGCUUAGAUGAGACAGAACCUCAACAAGACCCAGCUUUGAGCUUGCCUGCUGUGCAGGAGGAGGGGCAGGCAGCCCUGACAGAGGCAGAGCUGGAGCGGAGGGUGGAGAUUCUCCUGGCAGAGACAGAAACGCUCUGGAUGCUGGACCUGCCAACUGCCCUGGUGUCCACCGAGGCAGAGGAGGCUCCCAGGGUCCUGGAGAGGAAUAAGAUUUAUGCAGAGAUUUGCGAGGCUAAAAUUGGCAGUGAGUACUUUGAAGCAAAAAUAGUGCAAACCAUCUCUGGAGCUGCCAAAAGCAAGGAAGUGCAGUGUGAGACCAUCACCAUGGCAGAGAAAGGGAUGAUGGUGACUCCCUGGGAUUUGGAGAGUCCACAGCCUGCCUCAGGAGCAGAACCUGCAGAGACAGAAGAACCCAAAACCCCAAAAGCAAGGAAAAGCAGCAAAUCUCCCACAGCUGAAGAGCACGGUCAGGCUGUGCCUGUCCCUUCUGCCACAGAGAGUGCUGCUGCUGCCAGGAGCCACGAGGAGCAGGAAUGCCAGUCAGAAGCAAUCCUAACUUCAGCAAAGCUGCAGCAGGAUUUAGUUGUCGUGGAGAGGAUUCUCAUGGAGAACAUUUUUCAACCCAAACUCGCAGUUUAUCGGCAGAUUCCUGUCCUCAUAGAACCUGUUGUUACCUCGGACACCGAGGUGGAAGAAGACAAAGAUGAAGAGGAUGAGGAUGAGGAGGAGAAGCAGGAGGAAGGAGCAGAGCCAGCUCAGAGCCCAGCAGAGGGGGCAGGCCCCAGGCUGGAGCAGCUCUGGUCAUACCAGUGUGAUUUAACCUGGGCUCACAGCGUGAGCAGCAUGGCUUGGAACAAGGUGAACCCUGAUCUCUUGGCAGUUGGUUACAGGGAGUUUGUUUCUCGGGGUCAGAAGAAAGGCCUGGCUUGCUGUUGGUCACUGAAGAACCCCAUGUGGCCAGAGCGUAUUUUCCGCUGCGAGCACGGCGUCACCGCUGUGGAUUUCUCCCUGGCCAGCCCAAACCUGCUGGCGGUGGGCACGACCGAUGGGCGCGUGGCCAUCUACGACGUGCAGAGCCGCGGGGACGCCGCGCUGCUGGACAGCAGUGCAUCCCUAAACAAACACAAAGGUCCUGUGUGGCAGCUGAGGUGGGUGGAACAGGACAGAAGUGCAGCAGCAGGUGACAAAGGAGAGAGACUGAUGUGCAUCUCAGGAGAUGGGAGAAUGACCCAGUGGUUCAUUCAGCAGAGACUGGAUUGCACUGAUGUGAUGAAAAUCAAGCGAACAGAAAGUGGGAAGAAAAACUUACCAGGUGGGAGAGAAAGGAAAAGUGAAGGUCCCAUAUCACGACAGGCAGCUGGCAUGUGCUUCGACUUCCACCCAGAGGAUCCUGACGUUUUUCUUGCUGGAACAGAAGAGGGCCACAUCUACUGCUGCUCUUGCUCAGGCAAGGAGCAGAUUCUGGGGACAUACAGAGGCCAUAAGGGCCCCGUGUACAAAGUUGCCUGGAAUCCCUCCAGCACAGACAUGUUCCUGAGCUGCUCUGCAGACUGGAGCAUCCUUUUGUGGCACCGGGAUUCCCUCAGCCCCCUGCUCACCUUCACUUCUGUCACAGCUUUUGUUCACGACAUCAAGUGGGCUCCACAAUCAGCCCUCGUCUUCGCAGCAGUGAAUGAGAAGAGGGUGGAGAUUUGGGAUCUGAGUGUCAGCAUCUUCCAGCCCGUGCUCUCCUGUGCUGCCAGCCCUGAAGGGAAGCUCAGCUGCCUCCUGUUUGCCAGGAACGCCGAGUGCCUGCUGCUGGGGGACAGCUGUGGCCAGGUCGGGGUGUGGCAGCUGCAGGGCCUGGCUGUCCCCAGCACCCAGCAGGUUGGUUCCUUGUGUGACAUCGUUGCUCCUGCUGGUGCUGUUUAACAGUAGCUGAUAUCCCUUCUCCUCCAGGAAACCCUUGCUGUAGUAUGAACAUAAACUUGUUAUCUUUUUUAAUCAAUAAAAUUUCUCUUUGAAACCGCA